Messenger RNA from Diplodia corticola, 2136 nucleotides. RefSeq names its product het domain protein. Gene Ontology annotation, molecular function: RNA binding; structural constituent of ribosome. Gene Ontology annotation, cellular component: ribosome. Gene Ontology annotation, biological process: translation. The record is from RefSeq and is a predicted model, not a curated record. Bases 1 to 2136 code for a protein of 711 amino acids. NCBI's taxonomy places the organism in Eukaryota, Fungi, Ascomycota, Dothideomycetes, Botryosphaeriales, Botryosphaeriaceae. The transcript has 2 exons.
AUGGACCAUUUCGAAAGUCUUGGCCCGUUUCGCUACGGCGAGGCACCGUUGCGACCGAUACGUUGGCUUGGAUACGAUCACGAGAGCCACCCCCCAUGCGACUUUCGAGAUUACCUGCUGAGCCGUGGAUGGAGCUUCUCGGCGCAGGAAAGACUCAGAUCAAAGCCAGUUGACGAGGAUUUCAUCAGUGGUACUCUGCCCAUGGUCCAAAGCUGGCUCUUCAUCGGUGCUCUGGAGUCAAUGGCAAAACGCCGAAUACCUGCAGAGGACUUUAUUCGCACGAGGCUGAACAGACCACAUGUUUCGACACGGAUCGUUGCACCCCUGCUCGAAAAUUGGGAAGACUCUGUCGAGGAGCUGGCGCUGCCCGAGCGCGAGGCCUUGAACGAUGAGCUCGGGGACAUUCUUUCAGAAAUCCAGUUCUGGUGCUUCAAGCUGGCUUCCUCAACCGUCACACCCGACGAUCCCAAAGCCGUGCUCUCCACCCCGACUGAAAUCGACGCCACGUGCAGGUUGUUGACUUUGAUUGGCGAAGCCAUCAACACUGCAAGGACCUACCUCCACACGCCGGCACUGCCCAAUGCAAAGGGCUUCGCGGGAGCUUAUACCCCCCUCGAAGGCAGACGGCUCGUCUCUCGUCUGGUCAAGGUUGGGUGGUGUCCAUUCAUGGCGCGCAUGUUAGUUACCUAUCGAUACUCGGUCGCCGAGUACGCGUCUUUCUGGAGCAAGAAGGAGCCGAGAUACGGUAGGAGACACAGCCGCUGUUCACCUGCACAGUGUGUGGCGUAUGACGUGGACACGUCGACGUACAGGCCGCGCCAUGACGCUCCUGGAUGUGAUUGCGGCCAUGUAGUUCCAUGCGUCGGGCAGAUGAAAGAGCUGCUUGAUAACGGAAGGAUUCCCGUCCUCACGAUUGCCCCGCAGUCGGGCACGGCAACCGAAAACAUCCGCCUCGACGUUUCAGAUGCCGCCGCAUUCCAAGACAGUGGAGGCUACGCUGCAUUCUCCCACGUCUGGUCAGACGGCAUCGGGAGCACCUCAGAAGCCGGCCUCCCGUCCUGUGUCAUCAAGAACCUGUUCAACCAAGCGCGGGCAUACGGCCGAAUCUGCAUCUGGAUCGACUCCCUGUGCGUCCCCGCCGAUCCGGGCGUGCGCGAAAAGGCAAUCCGGCUCAUGGCGGCGACGUACCGCAGGGCAGCCAUCACGCUCGUCCUCGACUCCCAGAUCCGCCGCAUCGAUCGAACUCACGCUGCUCCUGCUCGUCACGUCGCCAUGGAUGCAGCGCCUCUGGACCCUCCAAGAGGCGGUGCUCUCGCGAUCCCUCGUCUUCCAGUUCCAAAACACCAUGGCCACGGCGGGGGACCUGCCCUCGGCAACGAACUCCUCCGCCUCCUCCGCUCGUCGUCCGUCUUGGCCGGGGUCCCCGAGGAAAGCAAAGCGCUCGAGCUCGGCCACGUCUGCCGCAUGCUCAGGGUGCGCACCACGUCGAAGGCCAGGGAUGAGGCUGUCGUCAUUGCUGGGUUGCUGAACGUGGACGUCGGUCCCAUACUCGAAUCGCGCGUUCCCGAGGACCGCAUGAGGAGGCUUCUCGUGCUGCUGAAGCGCGUGCCGAGCGACAUCGUGUUCAGCAGCAGGCGCAGAAUGCUCGAUCAUGGCUUCCGCUGGGCGCCGCAGUCGUUCUUGAUGGAUGGCAGCACGGUUGCGGAUAGGUGGAGCUUGACGACUGGGGCGAGGGCGCAGUGGGCAGAUGUCUUGGAAGAGGGGGGAUUGCGGGGGAGGUAUGCCGUGACUCGGCUUGAGAAGACUGUGACGGUCGAGCGCGAAUGUGCCCUUGUUAUCCGCGCUGAGGGGAAGUUGGCGAAGAUUACGGGAUUGGACAUGGCCGACGACAGCGAUGGUUGUGUGGUGAGGUUUGACAGCUUUGCCGUGUUGCCGCAUCUUGGUAGCUACAGUGACAUGAAGCUGGCUGCAGCGCUGUUGCGGCGGGAGACUGGGCGGGGUGAGGUGUUUGAGUAUAGAGGGAGGAUCCUGGUUGGGGAUUUUGACGUCUAUAUGGGAUCGGGAGAGGGGCGAAGGGAGGUUGUCGAAGCUACAGUGCACAGCUCCGAGGGGUAUGCCGAGAUUACAGUUGUGUAG